UGGAAGGAGUGAGUGCCAUGCUUGGGUGUGGGCUCUUGCGUGCAUAGCUUUCUAACAUGGAAGAGGGAGGUGGAAAAGAAGAAGUAAUUGACUUGAAUAGUUUCCGGAGCCACCGAGGGAAAGAUAGGAUUAACCACAGGGACGAGGGGCUUAUUACCAUAUCGGAUUCCUCGGAUGAAGACGUGCCUGUGAUGCUGGACCUACCUGUUUGCCGGCAGUGGGGAGAUGAGGAAGAUGAUGAUGUCAUCUUGAUGGAGACGGCGACAAAGAAGCUUCUGCGUCCAAACGUGAUCAGGCCAGCUGCUCACUGGCAAAGCGUGAACAAGUCAGGGGAAGGAGGUUCCAAGGGCGAGGGAGCUGCAAGCUCUCACGAUGGGCAGAAGACAAGGUGCUCUCCUUUGAGGCUUCAUGGUGCUCGCCGGAACUGCAUCAAGGGAAGCAGCAUGGCCCCGGCCAGACACGAGAGAGAGAAUGAGGUCUUGGAGCUGCCAGAGUCCCCGGAGCCUAUUGAGCCGAGGGAGGUGGCCGGAACUCUUCCGGAGCCUGGGCCCAGCGUGGCUCGCAUGAGAGAGCCAAGACCCAGCAAUGAAAAGGAGGUCAUUAACUUGGAGGAGGUGGUCUUGGUAGCUGAUCAGGAAGGGCUGGACCAGAAGGACCGGGAACGGCAACCGAGGCUAGUGCCUGCACUGGGAGGGACGGUCAGGUGCAUCCAGGAGAACACGCGGCUGGAUCAUCCUUACUUCCAGCCCGCUGAGAAGGAGGCCCGGACUGUGGUGGACCUCCUUUCUCCUCGGCAAGCGCCUUUGGAAAUAGAAUUGGUGCCACUACCAAGGAUGUACCAAGAGGAGAUCCCUGGGCCUGCUUUUCCUAGGCCCGAGCCUCAGCAGGAUGGGAUUCCAGGCCCUGCUUCUCCUCAGCUGGCUCAUCCGCCAGAGGAAAAGGGAGACCAGCAGCUAGCAAUAAACGAACAGGCGGGCCCGGCUUUUCCAGUCCAAGGGACGCUGGAUCCUAACUCCGGUGACGUCGCCAAGCAUGGUGCUGCUCAGCUGGACAAAGACCUCAUCGCUUUGCUCAUCAGAGAGACGGAAGCAAGGUUUCCAGAUGCAACGAGAGACUACAUUGAAGAACUAAUACAGAGCAAAAACUGCUGUGACUUAAACAUACUUUGUAAUUUUCUUCUGGAAAAUCCAGAUUAUCCAAAGAAGAAAGGCAGAGUGGUUUUAAAUCCAAAUAGCAGCCUGCUCUCCAGCCAAGACGAGACAAAGGUGCCUAAAGUGGACUACUUUGACUUCUCCAAACUUUAUCCGCUUGACCAACGUUGCUUUAUCCAAGCAGCUGACCUCCUCAUGGCAGACUUCAAAAUGCUGAGCAGCCAGGACAUCAAGUGGGCGCUGCAUGAACUCAAGGGACACUAUGCAAUCACACGAAAGGCCUUUUCUGAUGCCAUCAAAAAAUGGCAGGAACUGUCUCCUGAAACCAGUGGAAAACGAAAAAGGAGGAAAGAAAUGAACCAGUAUUCCUACAUAGACUUCAAAUUUGAGCAAGGCGCUAUGAAAAUUGAGAAGCGCAUGUUCUUCUUGGAGAACAAGCGACGGCACUACAGGAGCUAUGACCAGCUCUCUCUCCUCCCUGCAGUGCAGCUGGAGCGGGAGUUCUACGAACAGAAGAUUAAAGAGAUGGCAGAGCAUGCAGAUUUCCUCCUUGCCCUGCAGAUGAACGAAGAGCAAUAUCAAAAAGAUGGCCAGAUGAUUGAGUGCCGCUGCUGCUAUGGGGAGUUUGCAUUUGAGGAGCUGACGCAGUGCACAGAUGGACACUUGUUUUGCAAGGAGUGCCUAAUAAAGUACGCUCAGGAGGCUGUCUUUGGCUCUGGAAAGUCGGAGCUAAGCUGCAUGGAAGGGAGUUGUACGUGCUCAUUUCCAACUAGCGAGUUGGAGAAAGUGCUUCCAGAAAACAUCCUUUGUAAAUACUACGAGAGGAAAGCAGAGGAGGAGGUGGCUGCUGCUUGUGCAGAUGAGUUAGUCAGGUGUCCCUUCUGCAACUUCCCAGCUCUACUGGACAAGGAUGUGAAGCGGUUCAGCUGUCCUAACCCACGUUGCAGGAAGGAAACCUGCAGAAAAUGCCAGGGCCUAUGGAAGGAACACAUGAACCUUACCUGUGAAGAGCUGGCUGAGAAGGAUGACAUCAAAUACAGAACAUCUAUAGAAGAGAAGAUGACAGCGGCCCGUAUCAGGAAAUGCCACAAGUGCGCGACCGGCUUGAUCAAAUCCGAAGGCUGCAACCGCAUGUCGUGCCGCUGCGGCGCCCAGAUGUGCUACCUCUGCCGAGCUGCCAUUAACGGGUACGACCACUUCUGCCAGCAUCCGCGAUCUCCGGGAGCCCCCUGCCAAGAUUGUACAAAAUGUUCCCUUUGGACAGACCCCACGGAAGAUGAUGAGAAGAUAAUCCAAGAGAUUCAGAAGGAAGCUGAAGAGGAACAAAAGAGGAAAAAUGGAGAAAACAGUUUUAAGCGGAUCGGGCCCCCGGCCGAGAAGCCUGCCGAGAAAAUCCCUCGGAUCGAAGCCAUCCCCAGGCCGGUUCCACAGAACCUUCACCACCAAAUCCCCCCCUACCCGUUCGUGCACCCUCCCUUCCCGCUGCCCCCUGUCCGCCCGCUCUACAACAACAUUGGCCCCAUUAAUCUCGGCCCCAUCCCUGCCCCUUAUGUGCCCCCCCUGCCUAACAUGCCGAACAUGCGGGUAAACUUCGACUUCCCCCAGAUGAACUUGCAGCUGGAGCACAAUCUUCCUAUGCACUUUGGUCCGCAGCCUCGGCAUCGGUUCUGAUUCUGGGAGGCGACAGGACUUUUGGAAGUCACUGCAGGGAAAGUCCACACACUGGCAGAUGCUCCCCCUCCACCCCUCCCCACUCCCCAAUUCCAGCAAACCAUAGGCACUGUCCCCGUCCCCCCCCCCCCCCCGGUUCUUUCAACAGUUGUCAUGAAAUGGGCUUUCGUUGCUUAAGCUUGGAGAACAGCAUUUGGGCUGCGGCUUCGAGAAGGGUGGUGUGCGCAUGUGUCCUGAUGCUGUUUUCAGAAAGGAAGCACUUGGUGAGAUGGGCACAGGACAGCACCCUUAAAAGCCUUGUGCCAAAACCAUAGUUCACCCAUUGGCCAAAAGGAUGCCGAGAGCGGGAGGGAGUUGUAUUUGAAGGGUUAGCCGUGGUGUGCUGAAGGUUGUUUGUUUGGCAGAGUUAUAUACCGUUUCACAGUUCUUGACAGAGGCUUUAAUGCUUUGGCAGCAAGCAGAAAUUGGCAGGGAGACCCCUUUCAGGCUGCUUGAAACCACAGGAGAGCAGCUUCUAAAGCCACAUGGUCAGGAAGAAAUCCGGUCAGGGCUCUCGCCGGACAACCAGUAAGCUUUCCUCCAUAACUCUCUCCCGCUCUGGGCGCAAGUGUCAAAUGGCUGUCCUGGGCUUGGCUGGUUGGCGGCUCAGGAUUUCCUAAAGAGGUUUUGGGCAUCUCUGCUUCUUCUGAGAUGCUACAUGUAAAGGUUUGCUCACCUCCAUCUCAGUGAACGAGAUCUGUUUCAAAACAGGUGCAACUUCGGUGAUACGAGCAUUGCUGAGGGUACAUGUUUCUGUGUCUGGACAGGACCUCUGGAGUUGGAUUCCCUACUCAGUCAUGGCCUAAUGUAUUCUUGUGUGCCAAUGGCCCCACUAGGGCUGCUUCCCACAGGGUUACGCUGCGCGCGGCAGGCUUGUAAUUGAAUUACAGCACUGGUCGGAGGCCUUUGUGUUGGAGAGUUUUGUAGACAAAGAGGUUCAAAUAUCUGGAACUGUUGGAAGGGCAGUUGUGCAAACUGGUUAGCUAACUGGAAGCCUCAGAAUGCUUUGGUGUGUGGGGGUGCGCUUUUCAUGCCCAGGUUACAACAUGGGAGCACUUGCCCCAGCGACUGUGUGGCCAUCACCCCAAAGUGCUCUCGGGCACUCUGGGUGCACAGCGGUUAUUGCUCAGUGGUGCCCGCGCGAACAACAGCGGCUAUGAUCCAAAGCAUUCUCGUGCCCAUCUGCGUGCACAGAGCCCCCUUGAGUACGCGUGACUGAGCUGCUGGAUCGCCACACGCAGCUGUGGAAACCUUGGGUCUCAAGAGCGAUCGAAGGGCUGGUUUUAUAUCCAGACCCGCAACUGCACGUACUACGGUUGCCUCCUGUCCUCAGAACGCUCCUCCCAUGCGCCUACACAUCACACGGUGGCUUCGUGCUGUGCCUCGACUUGACACGCGAUCACUCUUCCAUCUCUGUCGUUGCACCCCCCACUUCGAAGCGUCGUCGCCAUCGCAGAGAUGGAGCGCACUGCUCAUGCGUGCGGAGGUUGUGUGUCAAGCCGAAUCAUACCAUAAGGCUUCCAUGUGAUCAGCAGUCCUGCAAAAGCCCUGAGGGCAAGUGGUCCACGCUCACAGCCCGUCCUCACGGUAUUCUGCCACCCGUUUGAGUCAGCACUUCGUCGUCAAACAGCAACGACCGUUGAAAGUCUUAUUUGCUAAGAUCAUCCCCCCCUCCCUUAAAAACUAAAAUCCAUUUGGGAGGAAUCCCCACCCACCCUUUUGCUAAUACAAAAAAAAUGCUGUCACCCUUCGAAAAGUUGGCCUCUAUUCCUUUUAGAAGCAAUAUAGUGCAACCCCGUUGGGGAAUUUGAACAGACUGGUUCUGAGUUCUGCUCUUUCUCUCCAUCCUUUCUCUCCCUGUUCCCCUCCGUUCUCCACUCCCCGCUUUCCUUUUGACCUCAGUCAGAAGCAUUAGCAACUCUGCAGUGUGGUAGUGCUGUGACUGUGGGCCAUAGACAAAGAAAAGUACAGAGGCGUUCCUUCCCCCUGCCAUGCCACCAAACUAAUGUUUUAAUUGUUCUUUUUUGCUUUGCUUUGUUUUUUACUGAACAGAAGGGUGUUCAGGAAUCUGGAAGCUGCCCUUAAGUGAUUUUUUUUUUAAUUUAGUAAUCAAGCAAAUUGAACCCAAAUAUUUUUAUGGCUAGGUUUCCUUAAAAAUACCUACAUUUCUAAAAACAUCUCUCUAGUGUUUUGUAUAGCUCCCUGCACAAGGCAGCAAGCCAGGGUCUGUCUUCUUUUUUAAUAGUGUGUAGCCCACAGGCUUCAUGUAGGGCCAUGCACAGUAAAUGAUGAUCAAAGUAGUAUGUGGGAGAAUGUUCCCAUGGUGAAACAUGGCACCCUUUGUCCCAGGUAUAUGGUGCACCCAACUGUAGGACAUUUGAAUGCAGGUGGGAUGGGGUGGGAUUAAUCGGGCAAUAGCUGUAUUCCAAGUUGAUUUCAGCCAUCCUGAAGUUUUAUACUGGCUUAAAAAUUCCAUUGCAUUAACUCUCUGUUCCAGUUUCAUCCGUAGCUAUAUCUGAAUUAACAAUCAUGCUGUUAGCCGUUGUUGACAUUGCUGCUCUUUCGUAAUAUAUACUUUUAAAGGCGCAAAAGACAGAGCUGAUCAGAUGCUACUCAUGUGGUCUUUAUUCAGGUUUUAAAAUCAGCACCUUAACCUAUUUCUUGAAGCAGCAAUUGCAAAGCAUGCUGAUAGUGCCGUGUUUUUAAAGUAGCAAUUGCCUGGUGUGCUGAUGAGAAGACUUGAUGCUGUGGGGAUUCUGAAGCACCUUGACUCUUUUCCCGGCACAUCACAACUUUGGACACAGGAGUGAUUUGUGGAUGCAAUCCUGUGGUUUAAUUCAUAAUUAGGGACGCACCCCCUAGGAGUUUUUGCUUUUAGGGUUUCCUUGAGACAGGAGAGCAGGAGGCUGGUGCCAACUCCAGAGUCUUUCUGCACUGUAACCUCCUGUUCAUUUCAGUGGGGUUCCUGCUCUUCCCCUAUGGAAAUUAAAGAUCUUAAUGACAACAUUAGCACUGGGCAGAUUAAGCCUGUAUUAAACAGUGCUUUAAAUCUAUUGGAUAUUAAGAAUGUGGACAGCUGAGCUUCCAUAGGCCAGGACAGUGGGAAGUCAUUUUUUCCCAUACAAUGGCGCCUAUUUUAAUGGGUUUUCUAUUUGAUAAGAGGGUGUUUAACUUAAAUAAAAAAGACCAAGGAAUAUCACUAAUAUUUGUCGACUAAAAUGGCUCACUGAGCAUUACCCCCCUCAUUUUUAGUGCUCUAAUGAAAUUAAGGGAUAAUCCUUCUUUUUUUUUUUAGUUUCAGCCUAAGGAAGACUCUCUUUUGCUUGGGCUGUUGAAUCUUUGCCAUUUUGUCUGUAUUUAAAGCAAACUCUCUUUCUCCAUUCUCUACUGUUCUGUGCUUGACCACUAACAAUGGGGAAAGCCUCUUGAGUUCACGCUGGCAUUGAGUUUCCAAAUCUUUUGGCCUUUCUUAUGUUAGAACAGCACCUUUUGAUGUGUGAGACUGAAGCAAAGACCUUAACUCUGGAUCAUGAAAAGUCAGAGAUGCCAAGACCCAAUUCCUCUCAGAUUUCAUAGCUUCUCUCAAGUCCACGGUUGACUCUGCCUUGAACCGUUUCGUUGAACUGUCUUCCCUGUUAUGGAUGGGAGGUUCUUUUAGCAUUAACUUCUGUUUCUAUUUGCGACUUGCCUGUUUGGGUGUGUGUGACUUGUUUAGGAUAAACAGUUUGCCCCUUGAACUGGCUUUUAAGUUUUGGUUCCUUGAUCACUCCUUCACAUGGUAAGAACACUGAAUUUGGCAAAAGACAGCCAUGUGCUGGCAAGAGGCUCAAAGAAUUUGGAUUUUGCAGCAAGUAUCUGAGUCUGAUAUAUGUCGGCUAUUUGACGUUUUCCAAAUUUACCAGUAGAUCAUGACCUGUUUAUAAGCAACAGGCUUGUUGCACUUUGACCAAGAAAAGGAAGAGUUGCCUGUGCAAACCUGUGUGCCCAGGUUGUGUCUGAAACAGGGAACAUUAUGACCCGGCUGUAAUGUAGCGUUCUCACUGAAUUAUAGUUCUUGCUGCGGUGGUAAACGUGUGUCUGAAUUAUACCUCUAUGGACUGCAGGUGACAAUAGCUCAUGUGAAAGAAUGCUUCUCCAAAAAAUAACUCCCUUCAUGCACAAAACUAGCAAGUUAAGGAAUUCUCGCCUAGCCUCUAUCCCUUGCCCUGAUAGUUUUCUACAUGCAGUGUUUUUUUUUAAAAAAUAGUUUAAUACAGCAUUCAUUCACGUGAAAGAGGUACACAGCCCAGAAACACCCACCUUGGUGAGAACUAAUACAUAGUAACACGGGAUAGUUUUGAAAUGUCCACUGAUAGUCAGACCUUCUGGGUAAAACCUCCUACAUUAGUGCCACGGCAAUAUGGCAGAUUAAUCUGUAAGGAAGGACGCUCAGAUGGCCUUUUCAGCUUCACCCUCUUAAAGCCAUGUUCCGUCUUUUUUCGGCAUCAGUUAGGUUGCGUUUCCUUCACUUUAAUCAAUAUUUCCUGCAUACUUUAAAAAAAUGUGCAUAUGUUAAAGGUUUUUUUAAUUAUUAUUAUGAACUUUCUUGUGUUUGUUUCUUUAUUUGUGACUUCCUUUAAAAAAAAAAAAAGAAGUCCAUCUCUCUUUACGGGUAGACAAGGGGAAGUAUGUGGGUUUUUUUGUAUACCCCAAGCUUGACAUUUUAACAGGUACUUUCUAUUAUCAAAUUUGCAGUGUCGCAUUUAACUUGCCUUAAAAGGUGGAGAGAGAAAUCUAGUAUUUGCACUUAGCAAAAAAAAGAAAAGAAAAAAAAGAUGAAUUAAAAAAAAAAAGAGCAAACCCUGUCAAGGGAAGGUGUGCAUGUUCUGCAACUUUGUAUAACAAUAGCUGAAAAUGAAUAUGUGGUUUAUUAAAAAAAAAAGAGAGGAAAAAACAGGAAAAAAAGAAUAUUUUUCUUUGCCUUCUGGUAAGAAACUGUUCUAAUAUUCUGUAUGUAAAAAGUCUCUGUAUUAUAUUGUAAUUUGAAUUUUUUGUAAUUAAAAACAACCAUUGUGCACUCUG
Elgaria multicarinata webbii is the source of this 7922-nucleotide messenger RNA. RefSeq names its product ring finger protein 216 (gene RNF216). Bases 57 to 2822 code for a protein of 921 amino acids. The transcript has 16 exons. Gene Ontology annotation, biological process: protein linear polyubiquitination; proteasome-mediated ubiquitin-dependent protein catabolic process. Gene Ontology annotation, molecular function: ubiquitin binding; ubiquitin-protein transferase activity; zinc ion binding. The record is from RefSeq and is a predicted model, not a curated record. Gene Ontology annotation, cellular component: LUBAC complex. NCBI's taxonomy places the organism in Eukaryota, Metazoa, Chordata, Lepidosauria, Squamata, Anguidae.